AUGGAUUUAGUACCUCCCAAUUUUUUCAUAUUUCGACCUUGUAUAUGUGUCACCCAGUUUGCCGGGGCGGAUGUUGGGUUGAACUCAGGAAAGUUUGGGCUUGUACUCGCUCCCGAAACCAAAAUGAUGAGAACCUUGAGAUGUCUUGCAGAAACAAGCUGGGCGAUUGGAAGCCGACGCCCAACACUACUUUCAUUGCCUCAAAGACGCAAAGGUGGUACUGAGCAACGUUGGGAUCAAUUAUUACGCGAAUCAGAAGCACUGGGGGUACUGGCUAAGAAUGCAACUGUGCGCGUGUACUUGUCACCUGGUCUCUCGAAAAGCCUGAUAAAAUACUUUUCCUCCACUGAGGGAGAACCGGUGGAGGUUAAAUCAUCACUCUUAAGAGAAUUUCUUCGCAAGGAAAACAUUACAAUAAAAGUAAUUGAAGACCACGGGACUCUCCCAGUCUUGCAAGUGGGGCCAAUUCUUGAUACAAGCGGCUGUGCUACCGGUUCAUCAUUAACGUCACCAAGAGGUAAACUGCUGAAGCUUCGUACUACUAUCGACGACCACAUGAUGGAUGUCAAAGUUCGGCAGACCUCUGAGCUCCUAGCCAAGGGCCACGAAGUGACUGUCUCCGUUCGUCUUCCCCUCAAACAGAUGAGACACCUUACGAACUCUAUGCUCUCUGAGGAACAGAAGUUGUCAAUCAAAAAGUUAUAUGAGUCCAGUGCGCAGCGGUUUAUGAAUGCCUUCAAAGGUUGCAGCUCAAAGCCUCCCAAGUUGAUCCAAAGUAAUGACUUCCAGGAAUUCUCGAUAGUCCUAUGCAGUUAA
Echinococcus granulosus is the source of this 816-nucleotide messenger RNA. RefSeq lists its product as hypothetical. Gene Ontology annotation, biological process: translational initiation. Bases 1 to 816 code for a protein of 271 amino acids. The record is from RefSeq and is a predicted model, not a curated record. NCBI's taxonomy places the organism in Eukaryota, Metazoa, Platyhelminthes, Cestoda, Cyclophyllidea, Taeniidae. The transcript has 4 exons.